AUCGCCUCUUGCAGUAGCAUGCUCUCGCCGCCCCCUCGCCGCCUAGCCAGUUCGCCGUUCCUCGUCCUCGCUGCGGCGCUCCUCGGCCUCACAGCCCUGCUCCUUCUCGCCUCACAAACGUCGCGGGUGGCGGUGAACACGCCGAGCGAGCGGGGCAUGUUCCUGCAGUCUCCAGUUGUGCUGCAGUGGCCUGUCGGCUUCAGUGACGACGCGCCGCCCUUCAGUGACGACACACCGCCCUUGUCACACGACGACACACCGCCGCUCACGCGCAGCGAGUAUUAUGGCCCGCCGCCCUCGCGCGAUCGGCGCAGCCGCAGCGGCAGCGCUAUCGACAGCAGCGAAGUGUGUGUGGCAAAGGCGGCGGUCCUGCCGCCCGACCGCGCCGAGCUCGCGCGGUCCACGUGGGAGGGUUCCAACGCCACGCUCCUCCUCUCGCUCGCGGGCGCGCUCCUCUGCCCGCCGCAGCGCCUCCUGGUGUGGGACUGCUCUCGCUGUGGCGGGCUCGGCCUCAGCCGCCGCCCAAAGGUGAUGUUAUCGGACGGCGGCUCGUUCCUCGCGCUGGUUGGGGUGCACGAGGCGCUGCAGUGGGUGGUGGUUGCCUUCCGCGGCUCGGUCGACGGCAACCUCGGCGCGUGGGGCCGCAACCUUCAGUGCUGGACGGAGCAGUACCGCUUUGGUGGCUGCGGCGCCUGGAUUCACCGCGGGUGGGGGCUGGGAUACUCAAAGCUGCGGGGGCGCGUGUGGGCCGCGGCCGUGCAGGCUCUGUCGGAGCACCCGCAAUACAGGCUGGUUGUGACGGGGCACAGCGCGGGCGGUGCCCUCGCCUCCCUCUUUGUUGCUGACGCUCUCUACGGGCGGCGCGUGCUGCAAGCAGGGCAGGACCCGUGCCCCGCAACCAUGCCCGCCUUUGACGCGGCGGCGCCGCUCCUCGUCACCUUUGCGAGCCCAAUGGCGGGCGACCGCCAGUUCGCCGACCUGGUGGACGCCGGCCUCGACGAGCGCGCCAACGUGCUGCUGCGCGUGGUCAACAGCCACGAUGCAGCGGUGCACGCGCCCAACCUCCUGGCGACCGGCCUGCAGCUCAGCAUCCCGUGCCCGGCGGGCGGCUGGAGGCAGUACGCCCAUCCAGGCCAGGAGGUGUGGCUGCCGGUGGCGGGGGAUCCGGACCCGGCCAAGGCGCUCUUCUGCAACAGCUCGGGCGACGCGUCGACCGCCUCGGACCCGAACCCGCUCUGCUCCUCGUCGCUGCCGCGCAAGAGCCUCACUUGGCUCGACCACAACACGUACCUCGGUGUCGACUCGGGCGCUUGCCACGACGAGCCGUGGCCGAGCGCGACGCCCCUCGAUGGGUCGAGGGCACUCUCUCGCGACCGGCGCCCGCGGCGGCUGCGCGCGCUACAGUUCUCUGAUCACACGCACGUGCCUGUGAGCGAGCCUGAGCUCUCGCUUUCACUUCUCGUCAUGUGA
Molecule: messenger RNA, 1470 nt
Organism: Emiliania huxleyi CCMP1516
Lineage: Eukaryota; Haptophyta; Isochrysidales; Noelaerhabdaceae
Exons: 6
Coding region: 19-1470 (483 amino acids)
Biological process (GO): lipid metabolic process
Source: RefSeq, a predicted model, not a curated record